Thlaspi arvense is the source of this 2136-nucleotide messenger RNA. Lineage: Eukaryota; Viridiplantae; Streptophyta; Magnoliopsida; Brassicales; Brassicaceae. The record is from the annotation of a GenBank genome assembly.
AUGAACGAGAACAUGAGAUCCAAAGCCCAAGGUCCUGUGAGAGCCUCAUCAACCACAAGACCAAUACGACCUCUGAGUUCUCACAUGCUUCGCUUACUCCUUCAGUGUGUUCUUUUCCUCUUUCUUACAGUUUCAGAAGCCAUCUGUAACCCGCAAGAUCGAGAAUCUCUCAUGUGGUUCUCGGGAAACCUUUCUUCUUCUGUUUCUCCUUUGAAUUGGAAUCCAUCCAUUGAUUGUUGCUCAUGGGAGGGAAUAACCUGCGAUGACUCAAUGGAUAGUCGCGUGACUGCGAUAUCCUUAACAUCUAAAGGACUCUCCGGCAAUCUCUCUUUGUCUCUUCUGCAUCUCCGCCAUCUCUCUCAGCUCAAUCUUUCUCAUAACCGUCUCUCGGGUCCUCUCCCGCCGGGUUUUCUCUCAUCCCUUGAUAAGCUCAUAGUUCUUGAUCUUAGUUACAACAGCUUCGAUGGUGAGUUGCCACUUGAACAAGCAUUUGGAAAUGGAAGCAGCAGUUUCUUCUCAAUUCAGACCAUUGAUCUGUCAAGCAAUCUUCUGCAUGGCGAAAUCCUCGGAAGUUCUGUUUUUCUCCAGGGUGCUUCCAAUUUAAUCAGUUUCAAUGUCAGCAACAACACCUUCACAGGUCAAUUCCCCUCUUUCAUGUGCACGGGUUCACCGAACCUCAGCAAACUGGAUAUCUCUUAUAAUGAUUUUACCGGCAAUAUCACCCAAGGAUUAGGCAGGUGCUUGAGGUUAACUGUUCUACGAGCAGGAUUCAACAAGCUCUCUGGAGAAAUACCAAGUGAAAUCUAUAAUCUUUCUGAGCUCGAGCAACUCUCUCUGCCCGCCAAUCAACUUUCUGGAAAGAUCGAUGAUGAUAUCACCCGGCUCAGGAAACUUACCACGCUUGACCUGUACUUCAAUCACCUCGAAGGAGAAAUACCAGUCGGUAUAGGCAACCUCUCCAGCCUCCGCAGCCUCCAGCUCCAUAUAAAUAACCUCACUGGUUCGGUCCCGCUUUCUCUCGCAAUUUGCACCCAUCUCGUCAGGUUGAAUUUGAGGGUCAAUCGGCUGAGAGGAAGCUUAACAGAGCUCGACUUUUCUCAGCUUCAGAGUCUUACCAUUCUAGAUCUCGGAAACAAUAGCUUCACCGGUGAUUUCCCGGAUAAGGUUUUCUCCUGCAAAUCGCUCACGGAUAUCCGAUUUGCAGGCAACAUGUUAUCGGGACAGAUGAAGCUGUACACCCUCCUCGUAUCAAAGAAUUUUCACAACGAAACAUUACCAAGCAACGGAUCCUUAGUUGCACCAGAUGGAUUCCCAAAACUCCAAAUCUUUGGCAUCAGUGGAUGUAAACUGAAAGGUGAAAUACCAGCUUGGCUGAUCAAACUGAAGAGCUUACAAGUCAUUGACUUGUCCUUCAACCGACUCGAAGGGUCGAUUCCUGGAUGGCUGGGAACUUUUCCCCAUCUGUUCUACAUUGAUCUCUCCGAUAACCUACUUUCAGGAGAGCUUCCAAGAUAUAUAUUUAACCUGAGGGCUCUAAUGUCCCAAAAGGCCUACGACGCAAGAGAAAGGAACUAUCUAGAGCUGACUGUUUUUGUCAGUCCCAAUGAUGUUACCAAUCAGCAAUACAAUCAGCUGUCCAGCCUCCCACCUGCCAUCUACAUCAGCAGGAAUAACCUGACCGGGAGCAUACCAAUGGAGGUUGGGCAGUUUAAAGUUCUUCACGUCCUAGAACUUUCUCAUAACAAUUUGUCUGGCAGCAUCCCGGAUGAACUGUCGAACCUCACCAACUUAGAGAGACUUGACCUGUCCAACAAUGCUUUAUCUGGUAGAAUCCCUUUAUCGCUAACAAGCCUCCAUUUCUUGUCCUAUUUCAAUGUGGCGAACAACACUCUCCAAGGGCCAAUACCCCCAUCUGGUCAGUUUGCUACUUAUCCAAAAGCAUAUUAUGAAGGAAACCCCUUGUUGUGCGACGGUGUGCUGCUGACUUCCUGCAAGGUCCCAAGUAACACGGCAAAAGAUGAUACAGGGGACUUACAGAGAACUUUUUUUAUAGGGGUUGCCAUUGGAUUUUUCGUUUCCUACUGCUUUUACUGGUGCUCCUUUGCGAUGCGAUUCACCGCCUUCACUAGACAAUAG